This is a messenger RNA of Rhipicephalus microplus (southern cattle tick), 2547 nucleotides long. Its product is annotated as glutamate receptor ionotropic, kainate 3. Gene Ontology annotation, molecular function: ligand-gated monoatomic ion channel activity. The record is from RefSeq and is a predicted model, not a curated record. Lineage: Eukaryota; Metazoa; Arthropoda; Arachnida; Ixodida; Ixodidae. Gene Ontology annotation, cellular component: membrane.
AUGUCCCCAGAGGAGCAGACAUGGCUGUUGCAGGCGCUGGAAAAGCUGAGACUCAACAUCAGUGGGGCAUCGAAUGUGGCGGCAGAGACUUUAAAAUUUUCUGCCGUGGAUUUGAACGCAGUAGACAUCCUGCGGUCGUCAAAGAAAUUGUGCGGACUUCUGGAGCAAGGCGUGCUGGCUGUACUGGCACCACUGCAACGAGAAACGUCUUCUCUAGUACGCACCGCUUGCUUCCGGCACAGGAUAACACACUUCUAUUCUCACCGUGAUGAUGACACGCAAUGGCGAAUCGCUCCCGACUCGGUGUCAAUCACGCUCUCACCAUCUCCUGUGGAACUCAGCAGGGCCCUUCAGGAUCUUGUUGAAGCUCAGCGAUGGACCCACUUCACCCUAAUCUACGAAAGACCAGAAGCGCUGGUUCAACUACGCAGGCUGCUCGACCAGCGAUUGUCGUCUGACGCCAAGCUGGUACCGGUGUCCCUUCACAUGCUAACAGUAGAAGAAGACCCAAGACCCUUGCUUAGAGAAAUAGCCAAGUCUGGAGAUACCAAUCUCGUCCUGGACCUGACCGCGGAGAGACUUGCCGAAGUUCUAAAUCUGGCGCAGAAAUUAGGACUUGUCACUGAGUAUCACAGUUACAUUGUGACAACACUGGACAUGCAUACCCUGGACCUCACACACUUCCGAAAUUCGGGCACCAACCUGACCGGCUUCGAACUGCUGAACAGGGACUUGUGGGAGCAAGACAUCAGCGCGGUACGUAAUGCGUACGCUCGCAAAGGACUUUACCCUGUUUUCCUGGGCCAGAGACCUUCCAGCAAUCCUGUGCGGACAGACGCUGCACUCGCCCAGGACGCGGCGAACCUCCUAGUAAGAGCACUGCAAAGAUUGGCCGCAGCCGGAAAUUUAAGCCGGAUCCCAGUAGCUCACUGCCGUGGAGAUCAUUCAUCUGAGGCUUGGGAGCAGUCUAAUCAGCUUGUGAACGCUGUGAAAAAGACACCUUUCUCUGGCCUCACCGGUCCUAUCCGGCUCGACCCGCUGGGUCUCCGGCACAACGUGUCCCUCCACGUGGUGAAGCUCAAGCGAAGAGGCUUGACUGCGGUGGGAACAUGGAGUGCAACCUCGGGUCUGCACAUUGCGCGUACGGAGAAGGCCUUCCAGGAAGAAGUGCUGAGUACGCUGAGAAACAAGACGAUGCGUAUUACCACGAUUCUGAACGCACCAUACGUGAUGGUGAAAUCGUCUGCUCACAAGCUUCGUGGCAAUGACCGCUUCGAGGGAUUUUGCGUGGACCUCCUUCAUGAAAUAUCUCGGUACCUGGACUUCCGUUACCGCAUCAAGCUCGUCAGAGAUGCAGCACACGGUUCUAGAGACGCCCAAGGUCGAUGGAAUGGCAUGGUCCGGGAACUAAUUGACCGGGAAGCGGACCUGGCGGUGGGCGACAUAACCAUUACGUCAUCGCGAGAAGAAGCCGUGGAUUUCACGCUUCCUUUUAUGACGCUUGGAGUGAGCAUUCUGUUCAGAAAGAACCAAGAGGAACACUCUCUUCUUUUCUUUCUCUCACCCCUAUCAUUUGAUGUGUGGUUAUGUGUUGCAGCUGCACACGUGGUGAUAGGCCUAUUACUGUGCUGGGUGACUCGUGUGCAAACUUUCCGGUGGAGACGCAGCACAGCUGCUCAGACACACUACUGCUGCGAAUACUCGACAGAUAUUGUGAAGAAUCGUCUGACCUUGCUGAACAGCUUGUGGUUCACGAUAAGCUCCAUCAUGCAACAAGGGUGCGAGCCUUUACCGAGGUCUACAUCGACGUGCAUAAUUUCCGCAACGUGGUGGCUGUUUUCAUUUGUGCUGGUCUCCUCCUACACGGCAAACUUGGCCUCAUUCUUGACCCGAGAGCGUCUUAAAUUGCCCAUAGAGAGCGUCGAAGAUCUUGCGAAGCAGUCAGAAAUACGAUACGGUUGCGUGCGCUCUGGAUCGACGCAAGCCUUUUUUCAGGAAUCCAAACACGAGACGUACGAGCGCAUGUGGCAAGGCAUGAGAUAUGAUAUGGCACCGUCGAACACCGAAGGAGUUGCACGGGUGCGAAGAGGCGGCUAUGCUUUUCUCAUGGAGUCCACGAGCAUCGAGUACGUCGUUCAGCGCGAGUGCCAGCUGACGCAGAUUGGUGGUUUGUUGGACUCUAAAGGAUAUGGUAUUGCACUUCCUCCAGGGUCGCCGUAUCGAAGCUUCUUUUCGUCAGCCAUCUUGCGGCUUCAAGAGAAUGGGACGCUUCAGAUGCUAAAAGAGCGAUGGUGGAAAUUGCGCCACCCAAGCAGGCACUGCCCAGAGGAAGGCGGUCCAUCUAGGCCUGGCUCAGCCAGCGAGCUGGGCCUGCCGAAGUUGGGCGGUGUUUUCGUUGUCCUCAUUUCUGGCCUCGGCCUUGCCUGUCUAAUAGCCUUCGCGGAGAUUUUCCUGAAAGCACGUUCUUCUCGAAUUUCACAGGUAGCUUAUGACAGCCUUCCCUUAGGAAAGGAGGCAUUUUUGCUCAGCCAACCUACAGAAAAAUGA